AUGCCUCACGCAUAUUAUCAACGGGAUUUUCUCGAAAGUCGACUGCUUGUUGUAGGAGCAGGAGGGAUUGGAUGUGAACUACUUAAAAAUUUAGUUGUUGCUGGUUUUGUUAACAUUGAAGUUGUAAGUCGAUAUCUUCCUAGUUUUUAUUUGGUUUUAGAUUGACCUGGACACAAUUGACGUUUCUAAUCUGAAUCGACAGUUUUUGUUUCGCAAGGAACAUGUUGGAAAGCCUAAAGCACAGGUCGCCGCUGAAGCCGUCAAACAAAUGAGGCGAGAUAUUAAUAUUGUCUCCCAUCAUGACUCCAUUUUUGCUCCAAGAUUCGACAGGGACUAUUUCCAGAGUUUCAAAGUCGUUUUGAAUGCCCUUGACAACGCGGGUAAGUAAUCAUUGUAGGAUUUUAUUUCUGGCAUGAAAGCUUAAGUGGAGUUUAGUUUUAUUGUUUUAGCUGCACGACGGCAUGUUAACCGUAUCUGUAUUACCACUGGGACUCCUCUUAUUGACGGCGGAACAGCGGGUUAUCUUGGUCAAUGUCGAGUUAUCCAACGCGGGAAGACUGAAUGUUACGAUUGUGUGGAUCAUCCACCUCAACGGACCUUUGCUGGAUGCACGAUUAGGAAUACUCCUUCAGAGUUUAUUCAUUGUAUAAUGUGGUCCAAGGCCUUAUUCAAUCAGCUGUUUGGAGAUGCUGACCCGGAUGAUGAUGUUGCUCCAUAUGAAGACGACAAGACAGAAGAUGGAGGCGAGAAGGAUGAAGAUGCGAAAGGUGAACUUCAGAAGAGCCAGAUGAAUACUCGGGCUUUUGCCACUAAGAAUGAUUACAACCCGAAAUUACUUUAUCACAAGGUAUGUUUUGUCACAACAUUACAUUUAUGCAUUACUUUUAGUUGUUUGUUCGUGAUAUUGAAUACCUAUUACGGAUGGAGAACUUAUGGAAAGAUCGUCGUCCCCCAGAGCCUUUUAGAAUCGACGAUUUGAAUGCUGUACCAGAAGGCUCGAAUGGACGAGAAUGGAAGACAAACGAGCAUUGGCCAAUCGAGAAAUGGAUCCAAGUUUUCGGCGAGUCUCUUGAUCGACUGACAGAGAGAUUCAAGGAGGCCCAAAAACGGAAACAGAUACUUUCUUGGGAUAAAGUGAGUUAUCUUAUAUAAAUUGUUACCUCUUUUUAAGGAUGACGAUGACGCUCUCAACUUUGUUGCUGCUUGUUCUAAUAUACGAUCUCACGUUUUUGGCAUCAAUGGGAAGAGUGUAUUCGAUGUGAAAUGUAAGCCUGAAUGUUUUUGAUUACGGAACUAUUUUUUGUUGUCUGCAAAAAAAAACUUCUCACUGUCCGCGAAUCAGAAUCUUUGUGUAUAACUCAAUGUUUAGCAACAAAUUUGAUGUGAAAGUUUCGGAUGUUACUCUUAAACGUAUAAUAGUAUAUUUUGCUCUUACUUCUGAGUAAUUCACGCGAUAGGCAAGACCCGUGGACAGAACAUAUCGUGAUAUUAUACAUGAUAUCGGUGAUUAUAAAAGCAAAAACGUGUACGUCCUUUAUGCAUCUAUUUUGCUAUUAUACUAGAGGAGUACUUAUUACUUUUAACACCAAUUGGAUUUCUUCUUGGGCACCUUUCUGUAAUUUUUUUCAUUUGCGGACAGUGAAAAGCGCGUCCUUUUGAUUACUGUUGAUAUUUUAGCCAUGGCUGGAAAUAUUAUACCCGCCAUUGCCACAACCAAUGCGAUUAUUGCUGGAAUGAUGGUUGUGGAAACCUACAAGGUUCUUGGCGAUCGUCCUGAUACAAUUCAAUCAAUUGUAAGUAUUCGUUCAUACUUCCAUUGAUCUUACAUUGACAUUUAGACAUAUCUUCAAACGAAACCCAACUUCCGAGGUAAAAUCUUUAUGAACGAGUCCUCAAUUGGCCCUAAUCCUAAUUGUUAUGUUUGCGCUGAUCAGCAUGAGGCAUCCGUCCGAGUUAAUGUGGAGAAGAUGACGGUGAAAUCAUUUGUGAGCACUGUGAUUACUCAGGGUCUUGGAUUCCUGGAGCCGGAUGUCACUGAUAUGCUCUCUGGAAGAAUCGUUGUCAGCAGCGAAGAUGGAAUGGUCAAAAGUACGUUUUUUCUACCAAAAUAUGUAAUCAUUAAUAUUUAUAGCCAUUGAAAACAGCACUUUGGAACAGCUGAGUGUGAAGCACGGAUCUCAACUAGAUUGCGACGACUUUCGUCAGAAUCUUAACAUCAAAGUAUUUGUUAUCCAUGACCCUAAACUUGAACCCGAAGAAUACAAGAUCGAGAGCAAUGCUAAUGCCCCGGUGGAUGAAAACAGAAACGGAAAGCACAAGGCGGACGCCCUCAAGGAAGACGAAGACCAACCACAAGAGAAACGCGCUCGCAUCGAAGCCUAA
Bursaphelenchus xylophilus (pine wood nematode) is the source of this 2382-nucleotide messenger RNA. The record is from the annotation of a GenBank genome assembly. NCBI's taxonomy places the organism in Eukaryota, Metazoa, Nematoda, Chromadorea, Rhabditida, Aphelenchoididae.